Molecule: messenger RNA, 545 nt
Organism: Ipomoea triloba (trilobed morning glory)
Lineage: Eukaryota; Viridiplantae; Streptophyta; Magnoliopsida; Solanales; Convolvulaceae
Exons: 2
Coding region: 38-475 (145 amino acids)
Biological process (GO): rRNA base methylation
Cellular component (GO): cytoplasm
Molecular function (GO): rRNA (uridine-N3-)-methyltransferase activity
Source: RefSeq, a predicted model, not a curated record
CAAUAUUGUCACGUUGAGAAGAAGUGGAUGCGUGGUCAUGCACGGCGUUGAUGCUACACACAUGGCCAACCAUCCAUUUUUGCAGUGGAAAACAUUUGAUCGAAUUGUUUUCAAUUUCCCGUUCGAUCGUGUUCGCAAGAAGAAAUCUCGCUCUUUAAAGAUACGAAGGAACCAAGCUCUUGUGAGUGCAUUUCUUGAAAACGCCAAGAAGAUGCUUGAUGAGGAUGGUGAAAUCCAUAUCAGACACAAGACUAAUGGGUUAGAGAGAGAAUGGGGCAUAAUUGAUUUAGCAGAGGAGCAGGGAGUUGAGUUGGCCAGAGCUGUGUCUUUUAGGCUUGAUGAUUAUCCUGGUUACAACACCAAGUUUGGCAAUGGAGGUGAUCGUAAUUUCAACUGCUAUCCUAGCAAAACAUUCAUAUUCCGCCGCCGUCCGGUUUCCCAUUUAGAGGCCGGAUCAUUAGAUUGUGCUGGCUAGAUCUUGCAAGUGUAUGUAUAUAUAUGAUGUAACAUCUAAUGAAUGGAAUUGAAUUCUGCUCUGAAUAGAU